Molecule: messenger RNA, 1177 nt
Organism: Archocentrus centrarchus (flier cichlid)
Lineage: Eukaryota; Metazoa; Chordata; Actinopteri; Cichliformes; Cichlidae
Gene: rhebl1
Product: Ras homolog, mTORC1 binding like 1
Exons: 8
Coding region: 398-952 (184 amino acids)
Biological process (GO): signal transduction
Cellular component (GO): membrane
Molecular function (GO): GTP binding; GTPase activity
Source: RefSeq, a predicted model, not a curated record
ACGACGGUGUGCUUACACAAUGACAGUUUCCGUCAGUUUGACUUGCAGAUAGCAGCGACCGCGUUGAACCAGCUUUUUUUUUUCCCUCCCUUCUCCCCCCUCUGUUUCCACUUUCGGCUGAAACGACAAUUACAUCCUUUCAGAAUACCCACCAGAAUCGAUGAGUGUACUGGACGAAGGCAGGGACUUAGUUUUAUAUAACUAUAAGCUGUAUUUACCGUAGCUAAAGUCUGCCGUUUCAGUUUGAGGCCCAGCGGAGAGCUCGAGCGGCGGCUCGAAAAGUUUGUUGUUGUCACGUGACGCGAGACGAAUGUGGCGAUAAAAGUUUGUUUUGAUAGUAUUUAUAGGUGGCGUACUACAUUUUUCAAGACCUACCGAACAGCGUUUCUCACUCACAAUGCCUCAACCGAAAUACAGAAAGAUCGCCGUUUUAGGUUACCGGUCUGUAGGAAAGUCAUCCCUUACUAUACAGUUUGUGGAAGGGCAGUUUGUUGACUCCUAUGACCCCACCAUUGAAAACACCUUUAACAAAAUGGUCAGCGUGAAUGGCCAAGACUUCAAUCUUCAGCUCGUUGAUACAGCUGGACAGGAUGAGUACUCAAUUUUUCCACAGUCUCACUCAAUGGACAUCCAUGGCUAUGUCCUUGUCUAUUCAGUGACUUCCAUGAAAAGUUUUGAAGUUGUGCAGGUUCUACAUGAUAAACUUCUAGACAUGAUUGGGAAGAUUCAGGUCCCAACUGUUCUUGUAGGGAACAAAAAAGAUCUCCACAUGGAAAGGGUUAUUAAGCCAGAGGAGGGAAAAAAACUUGCUGAUUCCUGGGGUGCUGCAUUUAUGGAGUCCUCAGCCAAGGAAAAUGAGACUGCUGUGGAGGUUUUCAAGCGGAUCAUUUUGGAGAUGGAGAAAGCUGAUGGAAAUGCUCCCCCAGAGGAGAAGAAGUGCGUUGUGAUGUGAAAGUGUAUCCAAGACAUCAGUAAGCUACCUUACUGAAGACAGGAGGCACAACUUCACCAGCUUGCCAAUCGUGACCUCACCGACACCAAGACACGGCGGUGGAACUUUUCUGCUCCAUUGUGAUGUUAGAUUAAUUUUACAUAGCAAAGCAACUGCUCAGACAGUUGAUGAACUGCCACACAUCGAAGUUUCAAAGACAAGGAUUAAAUUUUAUGCAAAGCAGCA